Messenger RNA from Symbiodinium natans, 783 nucleotides. The record is from the annotation of a GenBank genome assembly. Lineage: Eukaryota; Dinophyceae; Suessiales; Symbiodiniaceae.
AUGGCCAGGAGUCGUCCGGCUCUGAAGGAUCGGAGACCUCGGCGGCUGGGAAUGUUGCUUCUUGCUUGUUCCGGGCCAUUGGCUGCGGUGGGAAUGGCAGGGACACCACAACCAGAGCCCAUGUCAAGCUGGGGCCGCCGUGCCUGGCUCCGCCUGGGCUUGAGUGGUGCAGGCAUCUGGCAAAUCCCACAAGCCGCCGGCGCCGAAGAUGUGAAGCGAUUCAGCAAGGUGAACACGGUGAUUAACUCGUACACCGAAAAUGCUGGUGUUGCUGGUCAGAACAACAAAGAGGUUGCGGCCUACGCUGACUUGGGAGAAGGGCUCAAAGCAGCCACCAUAUACAAGCCGAAGAUGGCAGACGGAGACCCCAAUGCUGCGAGGAAGGUGUCAGAUGGUGACCUGGUUACCGUGGACAUGAUCGGGUAUCUGACGGGCUGGAACGGCAACAUUUUCAUCCGAACUCAGGAUAAAAGUGGCUUCUCAGAGAAGCCCGUCACCUUCAGAGUGGGGCGGGGUGAUGCAAUCCCCGGUCUGGACCGCGGAGUGGUCGGCAUGUUGAAGGGCGAAAAGAGGAGACUGGUGAUUCCGCCUGCGCUCGGGUACCCGCGGCCCUGCAGCGACGAGCAGCUGGGGAAGCCCGGCGCGAUCCCGGAUCCCCGGGAGUCCGCAUCCGGCUCUGGGGAGCCCUGGGAGCUGAGAAACAGACUGCUGAAUGGUGUUCUCAACAAUGCCAGGGAUGAUACACUUGUCAUCGAUGUCAAGGUAAACCGUAUCGCCAGCUGA